This is a messenger RNA of Syngnathoides biaculeatus (alligator pipefish), 6871 nucleotides long. Its product is annotated as copine-8. Gene Ontology annotation, cellular component: plasma membrane. Gene Ontology annotation, molecular function: calcium-dependent phospholipid binding. The record is from RefSeq and is a predicted model, not a curated record. The coding region runs from base 133 to 1827 and encodes 564 amino acids. Lineage: Eukaryota; Metazoa; Chordata; Actinopteri; Syngnathiformes; Syngnathidae. The transcript has 21 exons. Gene Ontology annotation, biological process: cellular response to calcium ion.
UCCACUCUAUGCCGACGACGGCCAACAUUCCACCGCGUCGCUCGUUCGCCGCUGUCCGGGGGGGUGGGUGGGGGGGCGGACCACAACCGCGUGAGGAAAGUGCCGUGGAAAACCAAAAACUCUUUUGCCAGCAUGAACAACAGUUUCUUGAACAUGGCGUCGAUAGGCGACUUCGACCCACUCCACGCGUCCAUUCCGGCCACCAAAGUUGAAAUCACGGUGUCCUGCAGGAACCUACUGGACAGAGACACCUUCUCCAAAUCCGACCCAAUUUGCGUCCUCUACACGCAAGGCAUGGGCAACAAAGAGUGGAGAGAGUUUGGGAGAACCGAGGUGAUCGACAACACGCUUAAUCCAGACUUUGUGCGGAAAUUCAUUUUGGACUAUUUCUUUGAAGAGCGACAGAAUCUUCGAUUUGACUUGUACGACGUCGACUCCAAGAGUGCCAACCUGUCAAAACACGACUUUCUGGGCCAGGCCUACUGUACACUGGGCGAAGCGGUCGGGUCUUUGGGCAGCCGCUUAGAAAAGCCUCUUGGAGGCAUCUCCGGCAAGAAAUGCGGCACUAUUAUUGUGAAAGCCGAGGAGCUGAAUAACUGCAGGGAGUCGGUUAUGAUGCAGUUUUGCGGGAACAAGUUGGACAAGAAGGACUUUUUCGGCAAGUCGGACCCCUUCCUGGUGUUCUACAGGAGCAACGAGGACGGCACGUUCACCAUCUGCCACAAGACGGAAGUGGUGAAGAAUACGUUGAAUCCAGUGUGGCAGGCUUUUAAAAUCCCCGUUCGAGCUCUCUGCAACGGAGAUUAUGAUAGAACAAUCAAGGUCGAGGUGUACGACUGGGACAGAGACGGCAGUCACGACUUUAUUGGGGAGUUCAGCACCAGCUACAGGGAAUUAUCCAGAGGGCAGAGUCAAUUCAAUGUCUACGAGGUGGUAAAUCCAAAGAAGAAAGGGAAAAAGAAAAAAUAUCUCAACUCUGGAACGGUAACAUUGCUGUCAUUCCUCGUGGACAUCGAAGUCACCUUCCUGGACUACAUCAAGGGAGGGACGCAGAUUAACUUCACAGUGGCCAUUGACUUCACUGCUUCCAAUGGUAACCCAGCCCAGCCCACCUCCCUCCACUACAUGAGCCCCUACCAGCUGAACGCCUACGCCAUGGCCCUGAAGGCGGUCGGCGAGAUCAUUCAGGACUACGACAGCGACAAGAUGUUCCCCGCGCUUGGCUUCGGAGCCAAGCUGCCGCCUGAUGGGCGGAUCUCCCACGAGUUUGCUUUGAAUGGAAACCCUCAGAACCCUUACUGUGCAGGAAUAGACGGCGUGAUGGAAGCCUACUACCAGAGCCUGAAGUCAGUCCAACUAUACGGACCCACCAACUUCUCCCCUGUGGUUAACCAUGUUGCCAGAUAUGCGGCAUCGGUGAAAGACGGCUCGCAGUAUUUUGUUCUCCUCAUCAUCACAGACGGCGUCAUCUCCGACAUGGCCCAGACCAAGGAGUCCAUCGUCAACGCUUCCUGUCUGCCCAUGUCGAUCAUCAUCGUGGGGGUCGGACCUGCUGAAUUUGACGCCAUGAUUGAAUUGGACGGCGAUGAAGUCCGAAUUUCAUCCAGAGGAAGAUAUGCGGAAAGAGAUAUCGUUCAGUUUGUCCCGUUCCGAGAUUACAUCGACCGGACGGGGAAUCACAUCCUGAGCAUGGCGCGUCUGGCCAAGGACGUCUUGGCCGAGAUUCCGGACCAGUUCCUCUCCUACAUGAGGACCCGCGGGAUCAAGCCCGCGCCCGCCCCUCCUCCCUACACGCCUCCGGGACAGCCCCUCCAAACGCAGAUAUGAAGGAAAAGAAAGCCUGGACAAGGUGCAUGCAUAUAGCGGCCCCGCACUACCUCUUCCAACCAUGCGUCUGUACUGAGGUGGGUUGUGUGCGUAUGUGUGUGCGUUUGAUAGAGAGUUCGCAUUGUCUCUCUGUCUGUCAGUCUUCCUUCUAAUCCUUCUUACAAUGUCCCCUUUCUCUGCUGUGUUUCCAUCCAUGCUCCAAUUCGCUGUUGCCGAUAUACACGUUACAUGUAUUAUAAUGUGGAUUUCACAUUUGAAACACUAGUGGACUUAACGGCGUUAUUAGCCCCCUCGUUCAAUGUGAUUGACGGAUGUUGAAGUCAAAUACAGUGAAGAAAAUAAGUAUUUGAACAGCCUGCUAUAUUGUAAGUUCUCCUACUUGGAAAUUAUGGAGGGCUCUGAAAUUUUCAUUGUAGGUACAUGUCCGCUAUGAGAGAGAUAAUCUAAAAAGAAAAGUCCAGAAAUCGCAAUGUAUGAUUUUUGGUCAUAAUUCCACAAACCGCAUUUUUAGGAAGACGAAUGAUGAGUUCCAUCCCAAGAACACCAUCCCUACUGUGAAGCAUGAUAGUAGUAGCAUCAUGCUUUGGGGGUGUUUUUCUGCACAUGGGGCAGGACGACUGUGCUGCAUUAAGGAGAGAAUGACCGCGGCCAUGUAUUGUGAGAUUUUGGGGAACAAUCUCUUUCCCUCAGUCUGAGCAUUAAAGAUGGGUUGUGGCAGGGUCUUUCAACAUGACAAUGACCCGAACACCCAGGAAAACCAAGGAGUGGCUCCAUAAGAAGUAUAUCAAGGUUCUAGCGUGGCCUAGCCAGUCUCCAGCCCUAAACCCAAUAAAAACUCUUUGGAGGGAGCUGAAACUCCGUGUUCCUCAGCAACAGCCCAGAAACCUGUCUGAUCUAGAGAAGAUCUGUGUGGAGGAGUGGGCCAAAAUCCCUCCCGCAGUGUGCCAGGUGAACAACUACAGGAAAUGUUUGACCUCUGUAAUUGCAAACAAAGGCUACUGUACCACUCUGUUUACAUUGGUUUUCUCAGGUGUUCAAAUACUUAUUUGCACCUGUAAUACACAAAUAUUUCAUUUAAAAAAAAUCAUACAUUGCGAUUUGUGGAUUUUUCUUUUGAGAUGAUCUCUCUCACAGUAGACAUGGACCUACGAUGAAAAUUUCAGACCCUUCCAUGAUUUUUAAGCGGGAGAACUUGUAAAAUAGCAGGGUGUUCAAAUACUUAUUUUCUUCACUGUAUGCGUUACACGUAUCAUAAUGUUGAUUUCGCCUUUCAAACACGGGUUAACGCCACAUGUGGACUUAGCGGCGUUAUUAGCACCCUCGAUCAAUGCCAUUGACGGCUGUUGAAGUCAAAUAUUUACAUUAACACGGAGGACUGGCAGGGAAUGAGGCACACUAAUAAUCUCAAAAAAUGGCCUACAGAAUAGGGCGUCAUGGCCACAAAAAAUCUUUUUCUUUUCAUUUGAAGAAGUUUUUUGAGACUUUUUGGCGACACCCUCCAAUUAAAUCAAAUUACAAUGUGUGCAGGAAUUAAAAAGUUGUCUUUUACCGAAGGUGGGGGGUUGUACUUUUGAGAUAUCAAAUUAAUAUUUUUCUGAGGGGCGGGGGGGACAAAAGUUGUACUGCAAAGUCAAUAAAGUAUUAGUAAAUACCGUAAUCAUUUUGUUGGGAUGAAAAGUACUAAUCUUGCUAGAGUAAAAAAGUGAGUGACCAAAAUCAUACUCUUAAAAUAGUACUGCACGACUUUUUUUUUUUUUAAUAUAAAAUGAUCUUCUCCCUUGUGUGUUUUUAUUUUCUUUUUUGCCUUCCAUGUUUACAAAUGGAAAUACACCGUAAUUUCCGGCCUAUAAGCCGUGACUUUUUUCACACGCUUUCAACCCUUCGGUUGAUGCAGUGAUGCGGGUAAUUUGUGCAUUUUUUUUCUAACUGCCGCAAGGGGGCACACGAGCGGAAAGGGUAAGAGUGAGACUUGGUGGAAUAUAUGUGCCGAGGAAGUGACUUUUACCGGUUUGGCGCUAGUUAGUUUUCUGUAUGUUUUGCUAGCGUGGUGGCACUACCGUUAGCGCGAAACUCUCUGUGUACCAUCUUUCUUUGUAAAUAUCUCGUGUUUAAACGUGGGCACUUGCGGUUUUUACACAGCUGCGCCGUAUGUAUGUAUGUAUGUACCAAAUGGUAUUUCCUUUACAAAUCUACUGGGUGAGGCUUAUAAUCAGGUGCGCUCUGUAGGCCGGGAAUUACGGUAAUCGAAAUACUCAAGGACCAUUUUGAAGCAAAUGUGUGAUGAGAGUUUGUUUUUCUCAAUUUCUGCUUUAUUUUUCGAGAUACUUUCCCUUAUGAAUGGAAACACAGUCGCACUCUGUCUCUUCUCGGCCUUGGCAGUGAUGCCCACAUGCUCGGGGGUUUGUACAUACUGGAUGUGUGUCGUACACGUGUGGUCUUUGCAUCACUUCUUCUGUUCAAAAAGACUGCAGCUGCUCUCAAACGUCGUUUGAGCGGAAAGAGCCCAGUGAUCAAAAAUGCAAAGAAAAUAUCGAUUUUUUUUUUUUUUUUUUUUUUUUGUCAAGUAUCCCCCCCCCAAAAAAAAGAAAAACUAUAGUGUAUUAAUUUGAUUUUUUUUUUUUCUUCGAAUGUGAAACGAUUUAGCAGUGACGUUAUCGGAAUGUGAUCAAAAGUAUUUAAACUGACUAAGAAUGCAACAUGUUUAGCUUGUAUUCUUUGUAUAUGUGAAGGAAUCAUUCAUUGCAGACAAAGUUCAUUUUUAUCUCAUUAUUGAUCUGAAUUACCUAAUGUAUUUUCAUCGCGGUGGUGGCUAAUAUCGCCAUAUAGGUGUCAUUUUCCUUAUGACAAGCCAGUGUAACAAAUAACUUGAGUACAAAUCUAUGAUUUAAAAAAUAUUUAAAGACUGAAGGCUGGCUGGACGUAUCACGCAGUGGGACCAAUCCGACGUAUCUGACAAAAAGUAUAACGUUGCCCUUUAUUAUUUUUAUAUUGAUCAGGAAAUGGUAGCAAAAUAGUGCGGACCUCGCCAAAUUGCGACAUUCUUAACUAUUGUAGCAGUGCCAAUAAGGCUGACAUAUUGAAGCGCGUCCGUGUGUGUGUGUGUGUGUGUGUGUGUGUGUGUGUGUGUGUGUGUGUGGGAGGGGGGGGUGGAUAUGCUCACCCACUGCGUUCAAGCCAUCGCUGGACACAUCAUUAAGACUGCAGGUCAGAAUAAGGGAGCUCAUUACGGCGCCAGGUAAAACCUUUUUUUUUUUUUUUUUUUUUUAAUCCACUGCUACAGGGUGGGGUCAAAGUGGACUUUAUUGUUGCCGUCACGGGUGGGAAGGCCGCAGAGGGUUUUCACCUGGCCCAGCUGCAUGGUACAAGCAGACGGCGGUCAGGGGAGGACACGUGACAUUAAACAACUGAUCUAGAAAAAAAGAAAGACUGGAUAGCGCAUACACAUCGAGCGGUAUGUCGAUUUGUUGAAGCUAGUUAGCCGCCAUCUUGGUACUCACAAAACGUGUGGAGGACACGGUUUACUGGUUGGAUUAUGGUGGGAUUUUUCCUCACAAUUUGGCAUGUGGAAUUAAAAUUGGUCGUGUGAGUUUGACAUUUUUUAAAGAUUUUUAAUUCGAUUUGGUAAGCCAAAAAAAGCCUAAAUGCAAAGGAAAGACAUAGAGCGCAGUGAAUAGCAAGAAACCUUGCAUAUUACCUAGGGCCCGAUUUCCGUGAUCUCAAAAUACGCUGUGAAGCAAUGUCAUCAUAACAUAGCAAAAAAUCAGCAUUUUUUUUGUCAUAAAACAUUAAAUUUUAAGACAAUCAGUUAGAUAUAUUUUGGGAAAUAAGGACUUGCAAUGGGAAAAUACACACUAAACAUUUGUUUGUGCUCUCUGCGACGUCCUGUUUCAAUUUCAACUUGUUUCCUCGCAUUUGAAAAUCAAAUUAAAUUUUCGCAGUUCUGUAUUAUGAAAUUAAUCAAAAGAUUUCACAGAAAAUGUGUUUUCUUGCUUGCCCGCUGAUGGAAAAUGUUUACAUCGCUUUUUCGUGAAAAAAACCUCAGCCUAUAAAUGUGAAGCGUGAACAGUGAACAACAACAACCGUAAACAAAACUUUGUUGAAGUGAAUUAAGCUCAUCAGAAAAAAAAAAAAAAAAAAACUUUACAAACAAACUUUAACAAUGUCAAAGUAAAUCUUUCCAAUUUACCUGUGGAAUGUUUUCUCACAGCCACGAAACUGGCGAUUAACGCUGCACAGGUCGGCAUGGUUGUUUUGGGAGUAUCAAGAUGGCGGAUGGCGACUACAGUUUUGGUGGCCAAUGAGCCAUCCAGUCUUUUUUUGUUGUUGUUUUUGUUUUUUUUUUAGAUCAGUGCAUUAAACAGUGAGGAUAACGCAGUAGAGAAAAUGAAUGAACGUUCACUUUUGCACAUAAUACUGCUUACAACCAUACUCUUCAUUAUUCAAACCAGAUCUUUAUGAUAAUACACGAACGAUUACCGCUUCUAAUUAAUUUGACAGAUUCAUGUCGAUCUAUUAUCGUGCGUGUGUGUGUUUGUACGCAUGUGUGCGCGCGCGGGUGUUGCCUUUGUACAAGUGUUUCAAUAGACUUAACGUGACAAAGAUCUUUGUUUACCGAAAAAGCUAUCCAAAUACUAUAUUGUAUGCUUGUCAUAUCUUCUGAAUAAUGUGCACUAUGUUUGCAUGUACAGUUUUACAAAGGAUGCACCGGUUCCUUUUUGUUAACUACGACUGUGUCUUUUGAAGUAUAUGAUAUGGAAAAUCAUUGUAGACAAAAAAAACACAACAAAAAAAAAAUGGCCUUAACUGAUUUUUCUGGAAAUUGUGCGAUGCCUUCUUUUGAGGAAUUAUUUUGUGUCAGUGUUUAUAUUGCAUUCUGGUGAGAUUUUGUUGCACUUUUUUUUUUUUUUCCCAGGAGAGGCGAGUGUUUUUGUUUUUUUUUGUUUUUUAAAAUCGUGAUUACUAAUCAGUGAAAGCAUGGCUGAAUACUGAUUGUCUUAUUAUAUAUGAUAGAUGACUAUUUCUGUAUUGAACUCUGGAUUUUUGA